AUGAAACCAGAAACGGUGCUAGACUUGGGCAAUAUUCGUGCGGCCCUAGUGCGGAUGGAAGACACGAUUGUAUUUGAUUUAAUAGAACGAUCACAAUUUUUCAGUUCCCCAUCAGUUUAUCAACCAAAUAAGUUCCCCAUCCCCAAUUUUGAUGGCAACUUUUUAGAAUGGGCAUUGUUGCAAAUGGAAUUGGUGCAUUCUCAAAUCAGAAGAUACGAGGCACCGGAUGAAACUCCAUUUUUCCCUGAGAAGUUGAUGAAACCAAUACUACCACCAAUUAAUUACCCCAAGAUUUUAGCUAGUUAUUCUGAUGAAAUCAAUGCUAAUUCGGAAAUUAUGAAAUUUUACGUUGAAGAAAUUGUACCCAAGGUAAGUUGUAAACAGGGGGAUCAGUUGGAAAACUUGGGAUCAGCUUCAACUUGUGAUAUAGAGUGCUUACAGGCUAUUUCCAGAAGAAUUCAUUUCGGUAAAUUUGUUGCUGAAGCCAAAUAUCAGCAAGAUAAACCGUUAUACAUUAAACUAAUCCUUGCAGGGGAUACAAAGGGAAUUGAAGAUUCAAUAACCAAUAGUGCUGUAGAGGCCAAAAUCUUGGCGAGAUUACUAGUUAAAGCAGAGAGUUAUGGUAUUGAUCCUUCAUUGAGGUAUAGUCAGAAUCGCCAGAACAAAGUGCAACCUGAAAUCAUUGCUCAGUUGUACAAGCAAUGGAUUAUACCACUAACCAAGAAAGUAGAAGUCGAUUACUUGCUAAGACGAUUAGAAGAUGAAGAUCCCAAAUUAAUAAAUCAGUAUAGAUAG
Lodderomyces oxycetoniae is the source of this 795-nucleotide messenger RNA. It is a transcript of the gene ARO7, whose product is annotated as chorismate mutase. Bases 1 to 795 code for a protein of 264 amino acids. The transcript has a single exon. Gene Ontology annotation, biological process: chorismate metabolic process; aromatic amino acid biosynthetic process. Gene Ontology annotation, molecular function: chorismate mutase activity. Gene Ontology annotation, cellular component: cytoplasm. Lineage: Eukaryota; Fungi; Ascomycota; Pichiomycetes; Serinales; Debaryomycetaceae. The record is from RefSeq and is a predicted model, not a curated record.